GCAAAGUCCACUCCAAGAAGCUGAGGACUUUGGCCUCAUCCUGGGCUUCAAAAGGUCUUCCCUUUCGGCCCAAUUCUACUAAACUGGUUCAACUGGGCUUAGGCCUGUGAGCCACGCCCACCGCCGGGCACCAGGAAAGCAGUCGCGGCAUGGCGGCUGAGGAAUCAGAGCUUGGCUCUCCGUCGACGGCGCCGCCGCCGCCGCCGAAGAGGCAGAAGAUCGAACCGCCCAGGAGAAGGGCAUAUCUUAACUUGCCUGUAUUCACAAAAGGAAAACAUAGCGCAGUCCAAUUCAUGUUCUGCAGAUCCUUCACCGACAGCUAUGCCAAUCCAAAUAGGAACAGGCCUUCUCAAGUUGCCCUUGAUAAGGACAAGUUGGCAGCAUCUUCCAAUUCAUUGGUUUCAGGUGCGCUACUAGCGAGAGUGGAUCUCAACAAAGCUAGAGAGGCGAAGAGAUUUGCUGUCCUUCAAGCACAGCAUGAGGGAUACCUUGGAAGCUAUAAAAGCUUCGAUUCUCUCUUCGGAAAUUACCUUGUUCCUGUCAUCCCAGGUAGUGACUUCUUUGAGCAAAUUACGAAGAAAUGCUGAGCAAGAAGUGCGUUUGCCACGUCUGUGAACUGUGAAAAGGAUGACUUCGUAAUACCGCCAUUUCAGGAUCCAGGCCGAUACGUAUAUACUAAGUUACUGUUCAGACUUUACAACGAUUAAGUUGCAUGUACUGUUGUAAAUAGGCCUAACUUGCAAGAUCGCCAGAGUCGAAAAAGGUAAUACAUUACCUGCCUGAAGCUGGAGAUAUGGUGGUGAAAAAGCUUUGCAUUGUGGCAAGCAUUUCUUUCUGCGUAGUGGGAAUUU
This is a messenger RNA of Phragmites australis (common reed), 851 nucleotides long. RefSeq lists its product as uncharacterized. The transcript has 4 exons. The coding region runs from base 150 to 587 and encodes 145 amino acids. Gene Ontology annotation, biological process: DNA repair. Gene Ontology annotation, cellular component: SOSS complex; nucleus. The record is from RefSeq and is a predicted model, not a curated record. Lineage: Eukaryota; Viridiplantae; Streptophyta; Magnoliopsida; Poales; Poaceae.